AUCACAGUAGGAGGUAGUAUCGUCACCGGAGUAGAGGAGGUAGGUGGCACCCGCUCCAGCUCAGACAAUUCGGUGACGGAAUAAUUCCUUAUAAAUUUUCCCUUCAAUAAACAAAAAAAACGAAUUCUUUUCGUACAGAGAAGUGAGGGAGAGGCGUAAUAACCCGGUUCAAGUUUCCUGCUGAAUAGUUUUUUGGAGUUAUCUCAAUUUCGGAAGGGCGGAGAUUUUCUCUCUCUACGACACCCCAGUUAGCUUCAGUUGAGUCCACCACACGCUCUCUCUCUCUCUUAGGGUUCACAGUUUUGGGGCUUCUUCUCUUAUGUUCCUGUUCCGCAUCUCCUGCUCCCAAUCAGUUCGAUCUCCUUGUUGUGUUCUGUUCCAAUUCCGGAUCUAAAGCCCUGGCCAAACUCCAACUCUACCGAAGAGCCUUCGUCAAGUUCUGGAAGGAUCUCGGCCGUCGAUUGACGAUGGACGGGUCGUGGACGGCGGCUGUGAUGCGGAGGAUUCACGAGCGUGUAGUCGGAUCCAGCCGUACUGCUGCCAUCUCCUCCACCAGUGAUUUAUGGCUUCUCGGAGUUUGCUACAGUUUCGGCGAGUCCUCGGCUUCGCUGCUGGAAUUCGAGCAGGACUUCUCGUCGAGGAUCUUGAUGACGUAUAGGAGAGGGUUUGAUUCGAUUGAGGGUGGAGAUUCCAAGAGUUAUACGAGCGAUAUUAACUGGGGGUGCAUGAUUCGGAGCAGCCAGAUGCUUGUGGCGCAGGCAUUGCUGUUCCACAGGCUGGGGAGGUCAUGGAAGCGGCCGCUCGACAAGAGCUGCGUAUUGGAAGGGGAAUAUGUGGAGAUACUGAAGCUGUUUGGGGAUUCCGAAACGGCGGCGUUCUCCAUUCAUAACUUGAUUGAGGCUGGAAAGGGUUAUAGCCUUUCUGCAGGGUCGUGGGUUGGACCUUAUGCUAUGUGCCGGUCGUGGGAGACACUUGUGUCCGAGCAGAGGGAGGCUGAGGCGGAGGGAGGUCAGGAGCUUGAUGACCAGCCACUGCCGAUGGCUGUUUAUAUUGUGUCUGGAGAUGAGAAUGGGGAAAGGGGUGGCGCGCCGGUUGUGUGUAUUGAGGAUGCAGCUAGACAUUGUCUGGAGUUUUCGAGAGGAAGAGUUGAUUGGACGCCGAUUCUUUUGCUGGUUCCUUUGGUUCUUGGACUUGAAGAACUCAAUCCCAGGUACAUUCCGUCCUUGCGAGCUACAUUUACCUUUCCUCAAAGUGUUGGCAUCAUGGGUGGCAAACCUGGUGUGUCGACUUACAUUAUUGGUGUGCAAGAUGAGAAUGCAUUGUACCUUGAUCCGCAUGACGUUCAACCUGUAGUCAAUUUGAGUAGGAAUGGUGCAGAGGUGGUUGAUGGUGAUGCCACUUCGUCUUACCACUGCAAUGUUAUACGCUUAAUUCCAUUAGUUGCAGUUGAUCCGUCCUUGGCGAUUGGAUUCUAUUGCCGUGACAGAGAUGAUUUUGAUGAUUUUUGUCUACGAGCUUCGAAGCUGGCUGAGGAAUCAAAUGGUGCUCCCCUGUUUACUGUGACAGCUGAGACACAUAGUUUAUCAAAGCCGCCUAGCCAGAGUGGUGAUGGUUUGGGUGAUAAUGGUGGUGAUCAAGACAAUGAAGACGCGGAUGCAGAUGGAAGCACUCGUGAAGAAGAUGACUGGCAACUCCUUUGAAGUCAUAAAAAUGGGGUCUGGCAACCUUGUAUAUUAGCUAGCAAGUGUUCAUUCAGGGAGCAGUAGGGUGGUGCUCUAUAAUCUUCUAAACUGUGUCUAUUUCUUGCGCAUUGCAGUAUCCCUUUAGUUAUUGGAAUGUACAAUGUUUUAUUUUAGUAAACAAACACAA
This is a messenger RNA of Argentina anserina (silverweed cinquefoil), 1869 nucleotides long. Its product is annotated as cysteine protease ATG4-like. Bases 468 to 1700 code for a protein of 410 amino acids. The transcript has a single exon. The record is from RefSeq and is a predicted model, not a curated record. Lineage: Eukaryota; Viridiplantae; Streptophyta; Magnoliopsida; Rosales; Rosaceae. Gene Ontology annotation, molecular function: protein-phosphatidylethanolamide deconjugating activity.